GAAGCCGACGGAUGACAUUUCAAAGUGUUUGCGUGUGGGGUGUAAUGAAAUUGACUCAUAAACAUCAGAAUCUCGGCUCUAAUCGCAUUUAUUCAGUUUAGUCAUCAGAAUUGUUCAGCAAAACGAUAUUUCCUGUGAUUCGAAUUGGAGCAGAUAGCGGAAAAAGGCGUGAACACAGUACCAAAAAAAAGAGUGAUUCGUUCAACAGAGAGAAAGCGAAAAUAGUGUGCUGAUUGAAAAUGUCGACAACAUUGAAGCCGUAUUUGACUGCCGUUCGUCAUACACUGACGGCGGCAAUGUGUUUGACGAAUUUCUCAUCGCAAGUGGUCGAGCGUCACAAUAAGCCGGAGGUAGAGGUGCGAACCAGCGAAGAGUUGAUUCUAACACCGGUCGUCAUAUCGCGCAAUGAAAAGGAACGCGUCUUGAUCGAGAGCAGUGUGAAUUCGGUGCGAAUUUCGAUUGCCGUCAAACAGGCCGAUGAAAUUGAAAAGAUUCUAUGCCACAAAUUCACGCGAUUCAUGAUGAUGCGCGCUGAAAAUUUCAUCAUUCUUCGCCGUAAGCCCAUCGAAGGCUAUGACAUUAGCUUUUUGAUCACCAAUUUUCACACCGAACAAAUGUACAAGCAUAAAUUGGUCGACUUUGUGAUUCAUUUCAUGGAGGAAAUCGACAAAGAAAUCAGCGAAAUGAAAUUGGCCGUCAAUUCACGUGCUCGUAUCUGUUCCGAAGAGUUUUUGAAACGUUUCUAAACAGACCAAAAAAAAAAAACGACGCAUCAACAGGUCACAAUUCGAAACAACAACAAUUUAUCAUAUUUCAUAAACAUGUUCACGGCUGAUUACACGUCAUAACUUUUCUCUUUUUUUUGAUAACAAAAAAAAAUCCGCAUUUUUUUCCACCAAAUUGUCAUACGGUGAUUCGGAACACAAUGUUCAACAAAGAAAAAUAAAACACAAAUUUCGUCUAAUUAAUUGCCAGUAGAUCGAUAAGUUAAUCCAUUGCAAAUUAUUAGUUUAAGCAUAUUCUAUCGAAAUUGUAUUGAAACGAAACUCAAUUGUUUAUACAUUAAAAAAUGAAGAAAAAAAAAACAAACAGUGGUUUGAA
Sitodiplosis mosellana (orange wheat blossom midge) is the source of this 1101-nucleotide messenger RNA. It is a transcript of the gene Arpc4, whose product is annotated as actin-related protein 2/3 complex subunit 4. The transcript is spliced from 2 exons. Gene Ontology annotation, biological process: Arp2/3 complex-mediated actin nucleation; actin filament polymerization. Gene Ontology annotation, cellular component: actin cytoskeleton; Arp2/3 protein complex. The record is from RefSeq and is a predicted model, not a curated record. The coding region runs from base 240 to 746 and encodes 168 amino acids. Gene Ontology annotation, molecular function: actin filament binding. Lineage: Eukaryota; Metazoa; Arthropoda; Insecta; Diptera; Cecidomyiidae.